This is a messenger RNA of Cygnus atratus (black swan), 2237 nucleotides long. RefSeq names its product CYFIP related Rac1 interactor B (gene CYRIB). The record is from RefSeq and is a predicted model, not a curated record. Lineage: Eukaryota; Metazoa; Chordata; Aves; Anseriformes; Anatidae. Gene Ontology annotation, molecular function: small GTPase binding. Gene Ontology annotation, biological process: positive regulation of T cell activation; regulation of actin filament polymerization. The coding region runs from base 536 to 1510 and encodes 324 amino acids. The transcript is spliced from 14 exons.
CUCCUCCCGGCCGCCGCUCGCUGCCUCCGGCCCGGCCCGCAGGGAGGGAGGGAGGGGAGGAGGCAGCGGCUCCGGUUCCCGGCUGAAGCUCUGGGCUUUCUGUGUGUUUAGCUACGCGAUCUGUCAGCUCUCCCCACCUUCACCUCCGUGGGUGGAUUUAUGCAACUCGAGGAUCGCCGGCUGGAGCGAGCGUGGCGGUGACACCCGGCAGCGGAGCACGACGUGCCGGAGCACGGCUGCGUGCGGCUGAGUCAGGAGGGAGCUGGGAGCAGCAGCCCUGAGAAAGAAGAGGAAGUACAGUCAUGGUAAAACUUCAUCUCAAGUUAGACAAACAAACAAACCCAGAGGAUGGGAGCGCAGUGAAGCGAUGUCCUCGGGAUCUUCCAGUCGCUCUCCGUGUAUAGCUUGAUUCUGAAGAGAAGCUGCUGCAUCGGUAAUCUGAGGAAGGGGAGUUCUCUGUUAAGACUGCAAGAAGAUACUACCAACUGAGUGGAGGCCAAGAACAGAGUGCAGCACUGGCUGUAGGUACCUUAACAUGGGGAACCUUCUUAAAGUUUUGACAUGCACAGACCUUGAGCAGGGGCCAAAUUUUUUCCUUGAUUUUGAAAAUGCCCAACCUACAGAAUCUGAAAAGGAAAUUUAUAAUCAGGUGAAUGUAGUGUUAAAGGAUGCAGAAGGAAUACUGGAAGACUUGCAGUCAUAUAGAGGAGCUGGCCAUGAAAUACGAGAGGCAAUACAGCAUCCCAAUGAUGAGAAGCUGCAAGAGAAGGCAUGGGGCGCAGUUGUUCCAUUAGUAGGCAAACUAAAAAAAUUCUAUGAAUUUUCUCAAAGACUAGAGGCGGGAUUGCGAGGUCUGUUGGGAGCCCUGACAAGCACUCCAUAUUCACCAACACAACACCUGGAGCGAGAGCAGGCUCUUGCUAAGCAGUUUGCAGAAAUUCUUCACUUCACACUCCGGUUUGAUGAGCUUAAGAUGACAAAUCCUGCUAUACAGAACGACUUCAGCUACUAUAGAAGAACUCUGAGCCGUAUGAGGAUUAACAAUGUCCCAGCAGAAGGAGAAAAUGAAGUAAAUAAUGAGUUGGCAAACAGAAUGUCUUUAUUUUACGCUGAAGCAACACCGAUGUUGAAAACCUUAAGCGAUGCUACAACAAAAUUUGUGUCAGAGAAUAAAAAUUUACCAAUAGAGAAUACUACAGAUUGUUUAAGCACCAUGGCCAGUGUGUGCAGGGUCAUGCUGGAAACCCCUGAAUAUAGAAGCAGGUUUACAAAUGAGGAAACAGUAUCAUUCUGUCUGAGGGUAAUGGUGGGUGUCAUCAUACUCUAUGACCACGUGCAUCCGGUGGGCGCUUUUGCCAAAACUUCAAAAAUUGAUAUGAAAGGAUGCAUCAAAGUUCUUAAAGACCAGCCUCCUAACAGUGUAGAAGGUCUUCUAAAUGCUCUCAGGUACACAACAAAGCAUUUGAAUGAUGAGACUACCUCCAAGCAAAUUAAAUCCAUGUUGCAAUAACAAAUACCUGGAAUUCGCACCUGCUGUAGACAGACAGUAUUCUGCAAUGACUGAGAUGCACAGAUUUUUUUUUAGUGAUUGCAACUACUAUCUCGUUCAUUCUUGCUUUUUUUUUUCUUCUCUCUUCCUGUUUACCCUUUUUUAUCACUUUCUUGUUCUUAAGUAAGCUCAGACUUCUUUUCUGUGCCAAAUCAAUAAAAUUAUGAAUUCUGGAAAGUAUUUCUACUUUUCAGAAUAGCCAUCCUAAGUGGCAGCUAAUUAUGCGUUGCAUUUGGAUUUCUCUGUACGGGGGAAAGAUUUGUGACUUGAACUAAAUAUUUUUAAACUUGUGGUUUUUUCUUUUUUUGAAAAACUAAUAUUUAAUAUUGCUUCUUCUGCAUGGCAAGACUGCCUACUUCUGCUAUUUAAAAAUCCCUUGAUGACUUCAUUUUCUAUUGCAGCUUAUUUUCAUGUGCAACCAUGAGGAAACUAAAAGCAGAUUUGUUUAAAUUAACUGUGUUUGUACAAAAUGGUACCCAACACAAAAGUUUUUUUAAAUGAGUAAAAACUGUUUUGUUUAAAAGUUACGUUUGCAUUUUGACUCAUUUUUGUAAGGAUGUAUGUUGUAUGUUUAACCUUUAAUAACUAACGUUAAACUGUGGUGUGUGCGUAGCAAAAUUACGUAUGCAUGUUCAUGUCAAAUGAUUGGCUGUGGAUAAGAUAAUAAAAUCAGCUUUCAUUUUUCUAA